AUGCUAGACUCGUACGACCUCGUCAUGCCUCACAACGUAGCCAUCCGGCAAUAUCGGACGCUCCAGGAGGAUGUCGCAGAUCGGCAUUCAGAAAACUUCUUCGCCACAAUUCAUACCUACUUCCCAAUAUUCGAUAUUCCAAGGUUUCGAGCCAAGUACUCUCGCCUAAGCAACCUAUUCGGCUCGAAUCUACUAUUUGCCCCGCCCCGAGAGAACCAGGCUCAGCAACAAUCGCUGUGCCUACUAUACGCAGUUCUUGCUCUGGGUGCAUUAUAUGCCGACGAUGAUGACAGCUCAUCCUGGGCUUCUUGGUAUUUCUCCGAGGCACAGGAGCUGCUCGGUCGCUUGUUUGAUGCAGUCAGUUUAGAAUUGGUGCAAGCAGGAAUGUUCAUGGGAGCGUAUGCACAGCAUGCUCUUAAACCAAGUUUGGCCUAUAACCUGGCGGGGAUCGCAACUAGAAUGGCAUUUUCAAUCGGCCUAAAUGUUGAUUCCAACCUCACAUCACACGGCUGGGACGCUGAAGAAGGACGGCGCACGUGGUGGAUGAUCUAUAUCCAAGAAGUGGAGUUGAGCGUGGACUCCGGCCGGCCAAUGUCCAUCACCAAAAGUGACAUUGUAGUCGACCUUCCGAAGGACUACGGUGAAGUUGGCACGACUUCAGAUUCAAAUCAGCUACACCAACCGAUGGCUGAGUUCAUAAGAACCCUUGCGGGAAUCGCUCAGAUCACCCGUGCUAUUUUGAAGUUUGUUUCGAGAUGUGGCGGCGCUACUGGCACCAAGAGGUCGUUCGUCAGCCAGAUCCCGUUAUUUGACGAUCGGUUGAACCAAUGGCGGCAAUCGCUCCCCACCCUGCUCCUCUUCGAAGAUGAAGAUUUUCGUCGAGAGCCUGAUAUUGCUAAUAGCUGGAUCUGUCGCCAGCGAAGCAGUCUUCUUGUCCACUACAAUCUCGCUCUUAUCAUCCUGCAUCGGGUUCCUUCCACAAAAUCAGACCCCUCGGCGGCUAGCGACCUAGUCAAUAACUCUCGGUCCACUUCCAUACAAGCUGCACGUGCUAUCAUUCUGCAUGUGCAUGGCUUGUUUGAGGCCGCGCCUUGCCUAAGGCAAUGGAGAUAUUACUGCUAUUAUUGCCUACAAGCCACAUUGGUACUUUUGAUGAAAGUCAUCGACGAGCCUGCGGGCGAGGAAACUAAGGAAAUUGUCACAGUAUGCCAGCUGAGCGUCAGCGUCUUUAGGCAAAUUAAUCUCAGAGCUGCUAAACGGUGCGCUGAGAUAGUAACCCAGAUAAUUGAACGUUGGAAGAGGCAACAAGACGUUAGGAAGGUCGAUUCAGAAGAUUCGUGGUCAACCUUUGAUACACCCGCGGGAGCAACGCGUCUAGAGAUUAUGCCAGAGAGUUAUGAUUUGGACCUCCCCAUCAAUAACGAUAUGUGGUCCUAUUUUGCGGACUCAGAGAUGCAUUCGCGCUCGUUCGAAAAUUGGGUGGAUAUCUUGAAUGCGGAGGACCAGGAUAAAUUUCGAACCACUUAA
Molecule: messenger RNA, 1527 nt
Organism: Penicillium maclennaniae
Lineage: Eukaryota; Fungi; Ascomycota; Eurotiomycetes; Eurotiales; Aspergillaceae
Product: fungal specific transcription factor domain-containing protein
Exons: 6
Coding region: 1-1527 (508 amino acids)
Biological process (GO): DNA-templated transcription
Molecular function (GO): DNA binding; zinc ion binding
Source: RefSeq, a predicted model, not a curated record